Triticum turgidum subsp. durum (durum wheat) is the source of this 333-nucleotide messenger RNA. The record is from the annotation of a GenBank genome assembly. NCBI's taxonomy places the organism in Eukaryota, Viridiplantae, Streptophyta, Magnoliopsida, Poales, Poaceae.
AUGCAACGCACGGUGGUGAUGCUCGGGGUCCAUGGAGAGGCAUCGAGGCAAGCAGGCAACGAGGCACGGGCGACGGGUCCUGGUGGCCGGCAGGAGAGGUUCGAGACGGCAGCGGCGAGACAAGGUGCGGCGGAGCGCCAUGGCACUGGCGCGACACCUGCGAGCAGAGGCGUCCGUAGGGCCGCAGAGCAGCAGCGGCAAAGGCGGACAUGGAGGAGAGAGAAGGGCAUGGGCAGGGAGGCCCCGGUGGUGCAGGGACGAAGCAGCAGUGCGUUGGCGCAGGUCGUCGACGGUGAAGGGCCCUGGCACAGCGAUGGGGAGGUAGUGGAGUAG